UAAGCAUUCUAUUUCCUGUCAAUUGAGAUAGAUUUAAGUCAUGUUAAAUUGUAUCUUACAGAUUUGCAUGAUAAUAUUAGUGAAUAAUUAAUAAAACAUAUUCAAUUGCAUCUUCUAAUUUCGCAGUUACAAUGACAAUCGUAACAGCAGCUUGGCUGAUAGUAGUUGCUGGGUUCUGGGGAGCAACAAAUCCAUUCAUUAAGCGAGGGAGUAAAGGGAUAGAAUCCAUCAAGGAAUCAUCACCUUUCAAGCAAUUUAUAGCAGAGUUGCUGUUCCUGAUAACGAAUUGGAAGUAUUUGUUACCAUUUCUCAUCAAUCAAGCUGGAUCUGUACUAUACUACAUUACUCUGGCAUCUGCAGAUCUAUCUCUUGCAGUACCUAUCACCAAUUCUCUGACAUUUAUCUUCACAGCCAUAUCUGGCCAUCUUCUAGGAGAAAGGAUUGAAUCUAAAAAGACUAUUAUAGGAAUGCUGCUGGUGGUAUGUGGUGUUACAUUAUGUGUCCUUGACAAGAUCAGUUGAUGGAAAUUCUAGAACUUGAAUAGUUUGCCAGCUAUUUUUCUUAAUAGACAAAGAGGAAAAGUUGUGAAGAAAUAAUGUUCUGACAUGAACCUGGAGACUGAGCAUGAGUGGCUAUUCUCUAGGUAUAGGAAAAGACAAGUCUGCUCCUCCUUACAAUAUGAUCAGACUGUAUGCUUGAUUAUAACAUUUACAGUUCCAUUGUUUCGUGCCAGAUUAUAAAAUAUUAUGUACUUAUAUUGUUUCAACUGGAAAUGGAAGUAUUCAGAUUUUUGGUCACCUGAGCACAGGGUGAACUUUUGUGAUGGCAAUGUGUCUAUCAUAAAUGGUCAGUCAUAACCCACAAUUACUUUAAACAUGUUAUAUUCCUAAACCAUCGAUCUUCAAAGAAAUAAUUUUUAGGUGACCUUCUUCAAAAGAUAUUUGGUAUUUCCAGUCUGAUCCAUAAGUAGGUCACAAAACCUAAAAUUAGACUAUAAUAAUAAAAUCAUUAAAAAUUGUCUCCUUAGAAACUAACAAGAACUUAAAUAUUGGGCAUGUACCAUAAAACUUGCAUAACCUUUUGGUCUUCUAAAAUAGAUACACAUAUAAAAAUUAUGACCCCUAGUUUAUAAGGAAAACCUAGCAAGUUUUAUUGUGAGCAAUGGCAAUCCCCAGAGCUUAGAUAUAUAGCAUCACCUAGUGGCCUUCUACAAAAGUGAUAUAAAUCCUACCCCUGUGGUCAAUUUUGACUCCUGCCCAAGGGGUCACGUACAGUAGUUUACAAAAACUGAGCUUAGAUAUUGGGGAUGCAGCCUUUUGAAGUAGACCUCCACAAAUAUUUAUUUAUCAUAAAAUGAUUAAUCAUGCCCCUGUGAUUAAAAGUGCCUCUCCCUUUGGUAAUGUAGGCUAUAAACACUUCUGUUAUGAAAAACUGAGAUGUUUCAUUGCAGACAACUACAAAUAUUCAUCAAUUAUGCAACUUUUUCAAGAAUAUCAAAUCAAGUAUGACUCUAUGUUGAAGGAUUGGGACUUUUCUAGCAAUAUAUGUUUAUUUUAAGGUCAUCAGUACCUAUUCGUUUAUUUAUAUCAUAUUUUCCCCUUUUACAAAAUGUUGCAAUUAUACUAUUUUCUAUGAAUAAAAUUAUUUUUCAAUACAA
Messenger RNA from Ruditapes philippinarum (Manila clam), 1657 nucleotides. RefSeq names its product transmembrane protein 234 homolog. The transcript is spliced from 6 exons. The record is from RefSeq and is a predicted model, not a curated record. The coding region runs from base 132 to 521 and encodes 129 amino acids. NCBI's taxonomy places the organism in Eukaryota, Metazoa, Mollusca, Bivalvia, Venerida, Veneridae.